AUGGAUGCUGGAAAUCUAGAUCCCAAUGAGUCACCGACGUUUGGUAAAUCGUUGCUGUUGCGUGUAGAUGGAGCAAUUGGAGCUAUGCUGUUGGCUCCCAAUGGGAGAGAUGCUGUACUUGCAGGAAGACGAGGGCUUUUUAUAAUUGAUAUGGAUGAUCCAUUCACACCUCCGCGAUGGCUUCACCAUAUAACUUCAUGGGAAGUAGCUGACGUUCAGUGGUCCCCCCAUUCCUCACAGAAACCGUCGUGGUGCAUAUCCACCUCGAAUCAAAAGGCGCUUUUGUGGGAUUUGAAUAGACCGUCAUACAAUGCUAUUGCCAAUAUACUUCAUGCUCAUACUAGAGCAAUAUCGGAUAUAAACUUCCACCCAUCGGACCCAGAGCUUCUAGCCACAUGUUCAGUUGAUACAAUGGUUUUUAGCUGGGAUAUGCGAACGCCGAGAAAGCCCGUUCUCAAAUUCGCCGAGUGGAGAGCAGGAGCAACGCAAGUCAAAUGGAAUUCCUUGAAUGCCUUUGAAGUAGCACUGACGCAUGAUAAUGCUCUUUAUUUGUGGGAUACUAGAAAGGGAGCGUUACCGGUGGUCAAAGUCGCUAAAGCUCAUGAAGGUAAAAUCAAUGGCCUUGAUUUCACCCAGGGACUCAAAAAUAUGAUUACAUGCUCUAACGACAACAGCAUCAAGUUUUGGGACUUGGAAACCAAAAGGGCAAAAGACAUAAUUAACGAGUUCAACUACUUUGACGAAACCAAAAAAAGUCAAAUUAUGCCCAGCGUGGUGAUAAAGACUGAUUUCCCAAUAGCUAGAGCAAGAACACUACCGUUUGGAUCAGAUAAAGCUUGUGGUGUUAUGCCUCUUCUCGGUGGCGAAAAUGCUAUCCAUAUUGUCAAUUAUGAAGAUGCGUACCAAGCUUAUCUAUCUACAGGCGCAACACAACGCAUUACUGGAGAUUUUACUUACUCUUUUAAAGGCCACCAUGGUCCAAUGAAGGAUUUCUUGUGGAGAACAAAACAUGCAAAGUAUGACAAGUUUAGCUCCAAAAAUUCGUACAAGGAUUAUCAAUUAGUUACUUGGUCUUCCAAAGAUGUUGACUUGAAGUUGUGGCCGCACGAUGAAGAAAUUUACAAGGGGGUAAAUUAUAAUCCAACUUUUUUCAAUUUCAAAAAUGAGCUGGAUAAUGAUUUACUGGAGGUCAAACUGCCGAGUAAAAUCGAAGUAUACAGUUAUAGAACCUAUUGCCGUGAGCCAGAGGUGACCAUUGAAGACUUGACAAAUACAAACGGUGGCGAUAUAUUAUCCGCCUUAACUCUGCUUGAAAUAAUGGAAAAACGUAGACAAUCAGGACACGAGCAGCCCCAAUUGAAUCAUUUGGAUUGGAUAUCUGGUGUUAGAAUGGGAGACGCAAGUAGCGACAGGCGCAGAGAUAGCUCAACUGGCAUUGAAGAUAAGGAUCCCUCUAACUUGAGUGAGGAGGUUAGUAUUGUGGGCCACAAAUUUCCAUUCAUUAGGUUUGAAAAAAUAUCAGUGUCAACAGGACAAUUGGUUAUAAGUUUAAAAGGCCCUGUUCCAUUGUCGGGUAAACAAGAGCUUGAUGCUCAUGACUCGUUGCACUCCAUUAUUGAGAAUUCGAGCCCUAAGUUGGAUUCAAUUGUUGUGGCAUCCAAGGAAAAGAGUGUGACCAGUAAAGACGAAUGGGAACAAGAAGGUAAGAGCACUGCAGAUGCAAGUCAUAUCAAUCAAGCAGUAGACGAAACAACUGAUGAUGAGCAGAAAUUGAUUUUCAUAAGAAUUGCAAUUAGUUUUCCAAGUUCCUAUCCCUACCUUGAGCAUGUAAACUUUGAAAAAAAUGCCAAGAGACUGAGCAAAAUACUGAAGGAAAACUCAAUCAAAUUUGCGAUAGAGGAAACUCAUGAACUUGAUAGAGAUCUCAAGAUGUCCAUGGAAAGAAAUUUGCGUGAAAUUGCUCACUUUUACACAAACAAGUAUCAGAGGUUUUGCUUAGAGCUGUGUUUACGAUACUUGAUGGGUGAGAAAGUUGAACUAGACGACCAUUUGAUGAUUGCUAACAGGCGCGGUAGUUCUGAAGAUGGAAAUGAGAAGUAUGAAGUGGAAGUUGGUGACGAAGGAUGGGCAGACGACUUGAUAAAUCAACAGCCAGGGUAUAGGGGGUAUUCUUCAGGUGAAGAGGCGGAUGCAGAGUAUGACGAUCUUAUUCCUGGGCUAAGUGUCGACUUAAGUAUUGGUAAUAAUCUUGAAAAAAACGAAGGUGAUGGUUUCCACAAUGCCGAUAGUGGUGUUGUCAAACAUAUUGAACCAUCCUUUGACUCAACGCCUCUACCACAAAAGUGUGGUGCAAUGUGGGCACGGAAUGGUCGUCUAGUUUGCUUUUUUAUGCCUCGAAAUGAAAGUGAAAAUGAAAGAGAAAAAGGGUUUGCAAACCUUAAUGAUUAUGAUGAUGAUGAUGAUGAUGAUGAUGAUGAUGAUGAUAAGAAUGAGAAUGUUGACGAUAACAAUAGAAAGAGAAACUUGUCUGAGAAAGCAGCCGCAGCUGAUGGUUCUGAAGUGCUUGAUGGGAGUGACACCUCAGAACCCGAGUCUUGCGACGAUGAAGUUAGCGAGAGUGACUCGUCAGAUGAGUGUUUUGAGGAAGAUUUACAGGAACUUUUGAGAAAUGAUGCAUCCAUUAGAACACGAGUUCCGGGUUUGUUCAAGUCUAGUUUUGGUAUCGAUAACCGAUUCGCGGAAAAUACUAGCAGUCACAAAUCUUCUUUAAAACGAAUUACUAGUAAUGGAGAAGUAUCCAAUAACCGUUCUUCCUUGCGAGAGGUGAAGCGGAAAGUCAAAGGUUAUGAGAGCAAAAAAAAUCUCAAUAUUGUGAGCAUUCACGACUAUAGUCAUUUGUUGCCCAAUCGUAUUGAUCUUGCGCGUGAAUAUAGAGUCACUGGAGAUACUCCUGAGAGUCUUGCCAAUUACAAUUCCAAAGUGGCUCUUAAGUAUGGUUUAAAGGAAAUCAGUGAUACUUGGAGAGUGUUGGAGAUUGUAUUGACGAGUAAAUUUGGUGGUCUGACUCCGUCAACAAUGAAGCCAACCUCAGUACAAUUUGACAAUUUAUCAUUUUGGGGUGCACAUCCAUUUGGCUAUACCUGGUUGGUUCCACAGUUGUUUGAUUACUACUUUCACAAGGGGAAUACUCAGAUGUUGGCUGUAAUGUCGUGCAUUAUUUGUAGCUAUCCAAGUACUGCUGCUACUGCUGCUUCUGCUGCUGCUGCUGUCCGAACUAGUCUGAGCUGGCAGGCUCUUCGGGGAAGUGAAUGUGAACAUGUAGACUUUCACUUUCCUGUUAACGAUAAGUUUUUCACUGGAAGUAUGGACAUGAGGGGACUGACAGCGACUCCCAGCGAUCUUCAAUAUAGUUUAUCUCAAGAUCAAAGAGCUUGGCAGACGGCCAGUACUAUAAAGGAGUUACAGUUCCCAGGCUCAGCCGCUUCAUAUCCUCACUCAGUUGAUUCAUCGUUGGAUAAUGGCAGUAUUAUUAAUGAAUCACCUGAUCGAUUUGGAUACUUGAGGAAAUUCAAGCCCGCAGGAGGAGGAGGAGGAGGAGGAGGAGGAGGAGUGCCAUCAACAAAUGUUGGAAAUUUAUCACAGGUAUCGUUGAUUAGUCCUGGUUCUGGUUCUGGUCUUGGUACUGGCCAUGAUAUCAAAACUCCUUUGCCUAAAAGGGUAUCCACGUUUCUGUCGGAGCGGAAUAAAUCACUAAAUACAAAAAGGCCAUCAACAAGUAACAACAGGUUGAAAAUCCAGCAGUCACUCCCUACUGUUUCGGUGGAGUUUUGUAACGAGCUUGAUAUAAGCAAUUUAGCUCUACCUACAUGUUUGGAUGAUGAUGUGAUCAAACUGUACAGGCUGGAAUAUGCAGACACGCUCUAUGACUGGAACUUACCCAUAAAACGUGUUGAAAUUUUAAAGCUUAAUUAUUCAAAUUCUGAAUCAAAAGAGCUGUCGAGCUUUGCAGUUCAUGAAUGCAAAAUCGGCGUAAGAAAGAAGAAUAGGCAAUUGCCAACGCAAGAGUUCAUUAACGCGGUGUCAAUGGUUGGAUCUAGCAGUCAAAAUGCUUGGAACACUACAAAGAGGCAAGUUGUAAAGUAUUGUGUCUAUUGUCAACUUGUUUUGACAAAAAACUCUACAUUAUGUGCAUCGUGCGAGCAUGUGAUACACUUGCUGUGCGCAAAAGAAUGGUGGUCUGGUAACGAUGAGUGCCCGAGUGGUUGUGGAUGUAAAUGUUUAGAUCAUCCCUUUUAUAGUUGA
Messenger RNA from Lodderomyces oxycetoniae, 4302 nucleotides. RefSeq lists its product as uncharacterized. The record is from RefSeq and is a predicted model, not a curated record. The transcript has a single exon. Gene Ontology annotation, biological process: positive regulation of TORC1 signaling; cellular response to amino acid starvation. Gene Ontology annotation, molecular function: protein binding; signaling adaptor activity. Lineage: Eukaryota; Fungi; Ascomycota; Pichiomycetes; Serinales; Debaryomycetaceae. The coding region runs from base 1 to 4302 and encodes 1433 amino acids. Gene Ontology annotation, cellular component: Seh1-associated complex; vacuolar membrane.